AUGGAAACUAGUAAUACUGAUGUCGAAUCCAACUACACAGAUGCGCUUAAUGACAUGGAUAGCAGUUCUGGAGAUAUAGAGUUUUAUGACUGUGUUAUGGAACUAAACAAUAAUAAUGUAGAGGUUGCUGACAAGAACAGUAACAACAGCAGAGACUUUGAAAUCAGUGAAGACACGACUGGAACGACUGAUGACUAUAUCGAAAUCAGUGACGAUGAAGAAGAUACUAUUGUUAACCAAAAUAAUGAAGGCGACGACGAUUCUUGCGUUUUUUUGUACGAAAAUAUAACCCAACAAAGAUUAAGUCAUAUACAAGAAGAUGAUGUGGUUGACAUAACAGAGAAAAUGAAAAUAGUAUCGAAAGCUAAAGCCAAAGAACUAGAUCGGCUACGUCGCAGCUUAAACGUUAUCGAAACAUCACAUCACAAAAAGGUUGCACACACUAGGGAUAGAUACAACCGUAUAUCCAAAUAUAAUUUCCAAUCUUAUGAUAUGAGUAGAGUUUGUGGGAGUGAAGUUUAUAAAGCAUAUAUGCGUGUUAAAGAGUAUAAUUCCAGUUUGGAAAAAGACGUACUAACAAUUCACACUGCAUUUGUGGAUGGAUCUUUACGCUUCAAAAAAUUUGGGAAUAUGGGGAGAUGUUUCGGUGGACUAGGAGUAUAUUGGGGAAAUAAUGACCCCAGAAACUUGAGUGAACCUUGCGGCGCUGAAAUCGUCAGUUCUGAUGGUGCUGAACUGAUGGCUAUCUUGAGAGCUUUGCAAGUUUGUGGGGAUCCAACUUCCUCGUUACGGAUUGAGUCUGACAGUAUGCAUAGUAUUUUAGCGAUACGGGGGAGGUUUACUAUCAUAGAUCCAGUAAUCAGAGAUAUUUUAAAACGUAUAAAAUUCCAACUGAACUUGCGUCAGGCUAAAGUGUAUUUUGCCAAGGUCCCUGCUCACAAUGGCAUCCCAGGAAACGAAGCGGCAGACAAACUUGCUAAGAUUGGCUCUACAACUUGUAUGAGAAGAUUUGAAAGAGAAUAUUAUAAGAAUUCUUAUAAGAAUCCUUAUGAUAUUCCUUACAAGAGUCCUUACAAGAGUCCCUAUAAGAAUUUUUAUCCACUUCGUUAA
This is a messenger RNA of Phycomyces blakesleeanus NRRL 1555(-), 1110 nucleotides long. RefSeq lists its product as hypothetical. Gene Ontology annotation, biological process: DNA replication, removal of RNA primer. Gene Ontology annotation, molecular function: RNA-DNA hybrid ribonuclease activity; nucleic acid binding. NCBI's taxonomy places the organism in Eukaryota, Fungi, Mucoromycota, Mucoromycetes, Mucorales, Phycomycetaceae. Bases 1 to 1110 code for a protein of 369 amino acids. The record is from RefSeq and is a predicted model, not a curated record. The transcript has 7 exons.